AAUGAUAAAAUUAUUAGAACACCACGAAAUUGGCGGCGACAUCGACAUUAGUGUCGUCUAUAUUUUGGUGUUUGCUUUUUUUUCGCCGGUUUUCAUAACUUCGCUUUCAAUGGAGUGCGUAUAAUAUAGUGCAGAUAUUCAUUAGUGUGUUCUGCGUUGGAGAGACAAUCUUUGUUAUCUGCUAGGGAAGUGGAGCAGGCAUAGAAUGUUUAAGCGAAAGCUUACUGCCCUCGGAUACCACAACCCUGAUAGCUUCAAUAUUCAAAGUCAAGGGGAAUUCCGUGCUCUUGUGUCGUGGCUGGAAGACCAAAAAAUCAGACACUAUAAAAUCGAGGACCGGGAUGGCCUAAGGCAGACGGAUUCCUCGGACUGGACGCAAGCCUACGAAGCUUACCUGACGGAUCUGGGAUGCCCGCACAAGAGUAGCAACCAACGAGCUGUUGCAGACUACCUUUUAGCCCUGUCUGUGCGUCUUGAAUACGGAGAUAAUGUUGACAAGUUUAAGGAAGCUAGUGCGGAGAAACUGAAAGAAGUUGUGCAGUCGAGUGCACCAACGGUCGUGAAUGAAAAUCCUUUGGACAACUUAAACUUUGAGAGCCAGGAAUUUAAGCAGGGAGUAAAAGCACUUGCUCAGUAUCUCAAUGUCGCACAGCAUCCCGACCAUUUAGUCACCCUUCAGGGGAUUUGCAGUCUAGUGAGAGAUCGGCUAUCGGUAGAAGGACAGGAAAGAGUAAAGGAGCAUAAGCAGGCAACGCCCUACCCCUUGAAAGAGAGUAGUCUUGGUUUUGAAUCUGGAGACGCUGUGCUGAACCACGCGGCAAAGGUCCUGCGACUGCUGUACGUCCAUGAUCUGCGUGAUCUGCAAACCCGCAUCAACGAGGCUAUUGUGGCUGUGCAAGCCAUAACAGCAAAUCCAAAAACCGACACGCGGCUUGGUAAAGUGGGUCGCUGAAUUCGAGUUUUUCCUUUAUUUUUUUUUCUAGUAUGUUCUCGCCAGGAUGGUGGUGCAUUCGUAUCAAACGGCGUAUUAAACUGGGUCCUCUCGGAUCCUAUGGACGUAUAA
Messenger RNA from Ornithodoros turicata, 1063 nucleotides. Its product is annotated as RNA transcription, translation and transport factor protein-like. The coding region runs from base 206 to 952 and encodes 248 amino acids. NCBI's taxonomy places the organism in Eukaryota, Metazoa, Arthropoda, Arachnida, Ixodida, Argasidae. Gene Ontology annotation, cellular component: tRNA-splicing ligase complex. Gene Ontology annotation, biological process: tRNA splicing, via endonucleolytic cleavage and ligation. The record is from RefSeq and is a predicted model, not a curated record. Gene Ontology annotation, molecular function: RNA binding. The transcript is spliced from 9 exons.